Molecule: messenger RNA, 2637 nt
Organism: Nerophis ophidion (straightnose pipefish)
Lineage: Eukaryota; Metazoa; Chordata; Actinopteri; Syngnathiformes; Syngnathidae
Product: gastrula zinc finger protein XlCGF57.1-like
Exons: 2
Coding region: 182-1951 (589 amino acids)
Biological process (GO): regulation of transcription by RNA polymerase II; central nervous system development
Cellular component (GO): nucleus
Molecular function (GO): RNA polymerase II cis-regulatory region sequence-specific DNA binding; DNA-binding transcription factor activity, RNA polymerase II-specific
Source: RefSeq, a predicted model, not a curated record
GUAGUGACAUUGACCAAGAUGGCCGACAGAGCAGCUUUGUUCUCCUGAAGAAGUUUCAAACUAAUGCUUUAACGGUUAUGUAGAUCGUUAAAUAUUCGUCUUUUCUGAAGCCCACGAAACGGAAGUCGGGUUUGGAGCGACGGAGUGUUACCUGAAGUGAAGAUUGAAGACGUGAUAGAAGAUGGACGACUACUGCUAUGCUAAGACGGUGACGUCAUGUCAAAGAGAAAGUGAAAAACAAUCAGCAAGGCAGAAAAAGACCAACAUUCCAAAUGAAGAUGAACGACUUGAAGUUUCCGACAACGACAUUUUGGAGGCUGGCGGAAGCCCCGAAAAGAGCGUUGAUGAUACACUAGCUGACUUUGUCGAAGAGUGUAAAGAAAGAACGGCCAUGAUUGUUAGCUUGAAGAAGAAGAGAGAAAAAAGAUGUUCAAUGUGUGCAGAGAAGACUGGAGCACAUGUUUACAUCAACCUGCAGAGGAUUGGAGACGUCCAGCAGCAUCCAGAAGAACGUUCCACUCAGUCACGAGGGAGCUCCACUUUGAAGCAGGAGACUCCACAGCCACCUCACUUAAAAAAGGAAGAGGAGGAACUCUGCAUCACUCAGGAGGGAGAGUGUCUUCUAGGGUCAAAAGAAGCUGAUCCCACCAAGUUGCCACUGGCUGUUGUCCCUGUGAAGACUGAAGAUGAUGAAGAGAAACCCCAACUAAACACACUUGUAUCUCCACGACCAGAUAGUGAGGCUGAAGACGAGGUUGAAGUAACUCUGAGCAGCGAUACAGACUGUGAAGGUGAUGUGAGGACUCCCACCGACAACAAACACUCCGAAUGCCUCAAAAAGAGGAGAGGUCAAAAACUUUUGAGCUGCUCGGUUUGCGCGAAAGGUUUCACUGCAAAAAGCCAUUUGAUUCAGCACAUGAGAACACACACAGGAGAAAAGCCGUUUAUUUGUUCAGUUUGCGGUCAAAGGUUUGCCAAAAAGAGCAAUUUGACUGAACACAUGAGAACGCACACAGGAGAAAAACCAUAUAUUUGUUCAGUUUGUGGCCAAAGGUUUGCUAAAAAUAGCCAUUUGACUCAACACAUGAUAACGCAUACUGGAGUUAAAACGUUCAGUUUUAGUUGUUCAGUUUGUGGUAAAAGCUUUUCUCAAAACAGGUAUUUGACUGAACACAUGAAAAUGCACACAGAAGAAAAAACAUUUAAUUGCUCCGUUUGUGAUAAAAGCUUUUCUCGGAAGAGUGGUUUGACCCAACACAUGAGAACACACACAGAAGAAAAAUUUUGUUGCUCUCUUUGCGGCAAAAGGUUUUUUUUCAGACAAAGUUUGACUCAACACAUCAUGAAACACACUGGGGAAAAACCAUUUAAUUGUUCAGUUUGCAGUAAAAGCUUUCCUAAAAAGUAUGAUUUGACUCAACACAUGAGAACACACACCGGAGAAAAACCAUUUGAUUGUUCAGAUUGUGGCAAAAGCUUUUCUCAAAAAAGUGGUUUGACCCAACACAUGAGAACACACACAGGAGAAAAACCAUUUACUUGUUCAGUCUGCGGUAAAAGUUUUCAUCAAAAAGUCAAUUUGACUGAACACACGAGAACACACACAGGAGAAAAACCAUUUGAUUGCUCAAUUUGUGGUAAAAGUUUUCCUCACAAGAGCAAUUUAAUUCAACACAGGAUAACACACACGGGAGAAAAACCAUUUAAAUGUUCCGUUUGCAGUAAAGGUUUCCCUCACAAGAGAAAUUUGAUCCCGCACAUGAGGACGCACACAGGAGAAAAACCAUUUAAUUGUUCAGUGUGCGACAAAAGCUUCUCUCAGAAGAACAGUUUGGCUGAUCACAUGAGAACGCAUACAGGAGAAAAACCCUUUACUUGUUCAGUUUGCGACAAAAGCUUUCAUACCAGACAAGGUUUGACCCAGCACAUAAGGUCACACACGGGAGAAUAACCAAUUUGCUGUUAAGUUAGUUCUGACCAACUGGGGAAGAACCAUCUUCUUCAGUGAUGCCCGAUUUUGAACACCAACAUGACUCGAUUUGCCUGGAACUACACCUGGUUGCAUGGUGUUCAUGUUUUUGUGUCUGCAAACCACCAUCAGAUGAAGACUUAUUGGACAAUUUAAUAUCUGAGACUAUUGACUAGUCAUCCACUUAAAGUCUGAAAUGAUUCUUCUUAGGGAUCGAAAUGGCCACCAUGGAGACUUGCUGAGAAGUAAAAAGACGUGACAUUCUUGAGGGUUAAGCACGAGAGUUAGUUAUACUCAGCAGCCUCCGUCAACUAGGAAGGAUGGAAUUUGCUCCAAACUGGAUGUCUCCCUUUCUACUUCACCAGACAAUCAUGUUGUGACUGUCAGUGCUCCUCUCGGCUCCUCCUCUGACAACUGUGUUGUAUCUACUGUGGCUCACUACACUCUUCCAGCGUUAAUGGCGAAGCAAUGCUUUCAUAUUUAGCUUAAAAGAACCAGGAGCCAAUACAGCGUGGGCCUAUAUUAGUUUAAGUUCAAAAGUCAAAGUAGCAAUAAUUGUCACACACACACACAUUAGUUGUGGUGAAAUGUGUCCUCUGCAUUUGACCCAUCCCCUUGUUCACCCCCUGGGAGGUGAGGGGAGCAGGGAGCAGCAGCUGUGGCCGCGC